This is a messenger RNA of Rhizopus microsporus ATCC 52813, 2316 nucleotides long. RefSeq lists its product as uncharacterized. NCBI's taxonomy places the organism in Eukaryota, Fungi, Mucoromycota, Mucoromycetes, Mucorales, Rhizopodaceae. The coding region runs from base 1 to 2316 and encodes 771 amino acids. The record is from RefSeq and is a predicted model, not a curated record. The transcript has 2 exons.
AUGACCUCUCAAGUCAUAUCUGUCACUGCCAAUCCUUCUCCACUCACUAAGACGACCUCCUUCAUUACCUCCCUCAUCUCACCAAACACUCAAAAAAAUCAACCACUUUCAUUGAAACAAAACGACAGGAAAUGGCGCUGGUGGAAUAUAUUGAGUGUGAUCAUCCUACUGCUUGUAUUAUUCGAGAUCAUUAUACUCUGUACAAGUUAUUCUAUACUGAGUUCUGAAAAGCCAUUGGUCACAAUUGUAAAAAGACAAUACCCUACCAUGAAAUACACCCACCUUGACACCGACAUACAAAGCAAGAUCGAAAAGGAUACUCGUGUAUAUCACGUGACUAAAGAGUUUGGACCAGCUGCGAUAUCAGACCUAGGUCGAUACGUGACAGGACUCGCUACCGCUCAACAAGCGUCCGAAUUGACAGACGUCGCGAUCGUCAUGCCACUGUAUCCGUUCAUGCGAAGAUUAGCGCCUACGCUAGAGAUUGAAAUGAUGAUCGAAAUGCGAGGCAAACACCCCGGAGAGAAAGCCGCCUUGGAAUUUCGCGUUUACAAGGCAAUGUAUGCCUUUAAUCCUCCUGUACAAGCGCCAGCCAAGCGUGUGUGGCAGAUGAUCAACAAUGUCAACACCUCCAUCAAUCUGACACCACAACGAGAACCUGCCAAGAGGGAUGCUAUACCUGUGUAUAUGAUCAGUCAAGCAAACAAAUUUCCGUUCAACAAGGCAUUCAAACACCGCACGCCUGAUGAAAUAAAUGAUGAGCAUCCUGAUUUGCCCAACGACUGGCGAGAUCAAUAUUUUGCAAAAGCUGCCACUGCCUUUCUAGCGUACAAGGCAAAUGCCGCAGAUGAAGAAUCAAUUUUCGCCCCUAUUCGAGUCGUACCUCGUGUUGAUAUCGUUCAUAUUCAUGGUGCGUCCAACGCCUAUGUGGCUAAAUUCUUACAAGACAAAAAGGAAGCAGAUGAUCUCGGUCCCCGUCCGCCCGCGAUUGUGUAUACGGUACAUGAUCAUCAAGCCGAGAUGAAAUAUUGUAACUCUUUCCGCAGUGUUCGUAAAUUUCUAGACCACUCUGGUGACCGAGAGAAGCUACACAAGUACGUAUACGGAGGCCGCAUGUUUAUGUCCAAGGUUGCUAUUGAUCAUGCCGAGGCAGUGACAUUUGUAGAUCAUGCCCUAGCUGCUGACGUUCUCGAAGGUCGACGUGAUUUUCAUCUCAAAGAGCUCGUAAUGGACAGUCUGCUGCGAAAAGCGCAAGGUUCACGGUUCUUUGGUAUUAAUCAAGCCAUUGAUUAUCACAGCACAGAUCACCCCUUUAUUACCGACAAACUCGCCAACAAGUCGAUGGUAUAUCCCAAAUAUGCACUCGACAUGAUUCAUGAUCAGCCUUCGCUUCAAUCGGUCGAUCCAUCCCAGCCCUUGACGUUGGUCGUGCCUGAGACCCCUACCUACUGGACACUCCCUGAGCUCUCCAAGGAUUUUGUGUCUGUGUACAAGGAUCGGGCCAGACGAUACUUAAUUCGACGCAGCUUUUUGAAAGAAGCAGACAUGAGACGACCCGUCGUUCUGUUUCGAGGUGCCCUUUCAUACAAUGCGGGUGCCGAGAGCCUCGCAUAUGCCGCUCAACUAUUUGCCGAACAUAAUAUGAAGCUUAUCAUCAUGGGAUCCCGUGCAGACUACCCAUUUGAAGAAAUAAAAGCUAUUGAAGCGCGGUACCCAGAACAUGUCAAGGUUGUCUCAGAUGUCAAGGAUGUGCGUCGAUAUGACACCUUGUGUAGAGCUGCUGCUGAUUUUGUCUUUGUGCCUACGGCCCGCGAAGACGAUCUGGCGCUACAGACAGUCGGUGGCCUUGUCUAUGGAUCAGCCGUUAUCUCUACUGGUACAGGUCGAUUACAUGCUGCCUUCAUUGAUAGAGGAGAUGUCAGAGGAAAUGUUCAUGUUGGUUAUCCAGAUUCUACCAAGACAGAAAACGGUGCCACUGUGACAAGUUACGAAUAUUAUAAUGCCUAUCUUUACAAUUACACCUCCAAGGACUCUCUUAAGCAAGCCAUAUCAGAUGCUGCGUCUGAUUAUAACCAGCUCAUCCGUAACAACAAGGUGCUUCGUGAAGAGUUUAUCUUGAGAAUGAUUCGUAGUGCGAUCAGUCUAGCUUGGGAUAAAGGUCAUUUCCAGGGCCCUAUGCACGAGUAUAAUCAAGUCUAUCAGUUAGUUUUGCAGGACAGACUUAUUCCUCGUAUGCGAAUGCACGAAGUAGAACAGGAGAAUGAACUUGUUUCCAGACUUCGAGAUAACGCAGAUGAUCCCUUCAAGUGGAAUUAA